This is a messenger RNA of Rhagoletis pomonella (apple maggot), 901 nucleotides long. RefSeq names its product V-type proton ATPase subunit S1-like. The transcript has 2 exons. The record is from RefSeq and is a predicted model, not a curated record. NCBI's taxonomy places the organism in Eukaryota, Metazoa, Arthropoda, Insecta, Diptera, Tephritidae. Bases 136 to 873 code for a protein of 245 amino acids. Gene Ontology annotation, cellular component: proton-transporting V-type ATPase complex.
GAUUUUCGUUGCGAGGAUUGUUUCUCAUAUCUCAGCCAGCAAUCGUCCACUUUUUACGCCAAUGUGGAAAAGCCUGCCGAAGCUAUUAAAAAAUUAUCUCCGGUACUUGAACUUUACGUUCAAGAGGAUGGAAGAAUGGAAUCUCCAUUACAGUGUCAACCGGAUAAGCUAUAUAUGAUAUCCUUAGAUGAACUCAAAAGUCACAUUAAUCCAAUGAAGAGUUGUGAUGAAGCAAUCAAAAAUGUGGUCACCACUUCUGUAAAUUGUGAAGAUGCUGCCUACGUUUUCCUAGGAACUCAUGAAGUUUCAACUGAGCGCAGCGGUCGGCUCUAUCAAAACGGAAGAAUUUCAUUUUAUUUAACUCAACUGGAAGUAGAGGACUCAACUGGCUUCAUACAAGAAAUCGAAUUUUAUGAUAUGAACAUAACCGGAGGAGAUCCUAAGCUAACGGUUGAGCUUAUAGCCGAAAAUUCGACUGCAUCGUUACGAUUCAAUGUAGUUAUUAGUAAAGGAUAUUUUCAGAUUGACUCGUUUACAUUUAACGAUACCACUUAUUAUGUUUCUGACCUCUAUGCACCAAUAAGUCAUUCGUUUUCUUGUGGAAAAAUACUACUUAAAAAGGACAAGAAGAAGCUCAUAAUUAAAAGAAUGCAGAUUCAAUACGAUGUCAUACCACAUCCCAGUGAUUUUAAGUUCAAAGAUGCUUGGACAUGUGAGGGAUUCACCUCCCCUGGCAUAAUAUCUGGACUUUUUGUAACGGCUAUUUUUGUUGGCGUUUUGUCACUUGGUAUUAGUAUGUUGAUGAAUGUUCAAUCACCAACGAAAUUUGAAACUCCAGGAGGACCUAUAUUACACAUAAACGUAGUUGAGUAAUAUAUAGUAGAAAUGAUAAAAAAACUUC